CACACUUGACUUAAUAUGCAUAGGAUCUGUAUAUGUAUAUUUAUGGAUAAGAAGAAAUUUGCCACCUUGAAGAGCCUUGCUGCGCCUCCAACAGUCGUCGCAGAUGUCAUGAAAGCAUUUCUUUUGCUUGUCUACCAACCGGAGGAUAUACAAGACUGGAAAAGUUGUCAGAAGAAAAUGUCGGACCCAGAUCUUAUGAUUAAAAUGGAGAAUUUUGAUCUCCAGUACUGUACACUAUCUACAGCUCAGAAAGCCGAGGAUUUGAUCGCAGCUGAAACUGAGGAAUCCAUCAAAGUAAAAUGCUUCGAUGCUGUUUAUGUUUACAAAUGGACCACGUCCAUGGUAGAGAAUGUAAAGGCUAGUGGUGGACGUAAGGCGUAGAUUUGCUGCACACAUCUGAAAAUAGGAAGUUGGCAUAAUGAGUCUUCCGAUAAUGGGCAAGUUUUGACAAUAUUCCAUGUCUCAGUCAUCUACAGUUAUAUACAUGGAUCCAUAUAGAAACGAUUUAACAUAAUAUGUUUUACGGUGUGACCGUUGGGGCGAGCGCAGGAGGAACCACAUAUCUUUCACCAUCGUUAAAUGCAACCCGUGGACCAAAAAACUUUGACUUUGUCUCGAAAACUUAUCAAACUUUUAUUCCAAUGGUCCCUUAAAUUCCUAGGCCUAUACACUUAAACAAACUACCACUGAGCAUUAAUAAAAUGUUAACAGACUUAUUAAAAUAUUUUGAUAAACAAAAAGCCGUUUGUGGUUUUUUUUAAAUGUAAAUACAAUUAUGUUUUAUCAUUCCGUUACCUUUUAACAAUGAUCAUUAAAAUCAGUAAACAAUAAA
Molecule: messenger RNA, 832 nt
Organism: Magallana angulata
Lineage: Eukaryota; Metazoa; Mollusca; Bivalvia; Ostreida; Ostreidae
Exons: 4
Coding region: 16-381 (121 amino acids)
Source: RefSeq, a predicted model, not a curated record